Messenger RNA from Apis cerana (Asiatic honeybee), 3163 nucleotides. Its product is annotated as solute carrier family 12 member 8. Lineage: Eukaryota; Metazoa; Arthropoda; Insecta; Hymenoptera; Apidae. Gene Ontology annotation, biological process: chloride ion homeostasis; potassium ion homeostasis; cell volume homeostasis. Gene Ontology annotation, cellular component: membrane. Gene Ontology annotation, molecular function: potassium:chloride symporter activity. The record is from RefSeq and is a predicted model, not a curated record.
UAGUUAAUGUCGUUAAAGAAAUCAAAAAUGGUCGCUCUGUUGUGGAAUAACACGUCACCAGUAGGUGAUAUAUUUGAGAUGAUAAGAUUGAUAUAAGAGGUUGAUAAAUUGGAAAAAAAUGAAUGUAUUAAAAUAUUAUAUUAUCGUGGAAACUUAUAAUAACUGUUGCUUUGUUUAAAAUACUAGAAAUUUAUUCUAACCUAUUUAAAAAAAAUCAUCAAUAAACAUUAAGUAUAUUUGAUAUUUUUUUUUUCAUUAUGAUAAUAUGGUUAUAUUAGUUGUUGAUUUAUUUGAAAAUAUUAAAUAGUAUGUAUUUUCAUAAAUGAUGAUAUAAAGAUGAGUCUUCAAAAACAAUUUUUUAUGUGCCUGUCAAUUUUUUAUUUAAGACUUUUAUAAAAUUAAAAUUUAUUGAAAGCAAAAAGACUGAUUUAAUUGUUAAUAAAAAUUGAUUAAUUAUUUUACAAAAACAAAAUAUUUGUAUACAAAAAAAUAUGGAGUCAAAUGAAAGAAAUAAAUUAUCAAAUGGAGAUGUUAUAAGCAAUAAGGAUAUCGAUUGGUCUAGAUAUGGAUUACACAAUAAUACAGAAACUCAAAAAAAUAAUGAAACACAAAGAAAUAAUAGACAAUAUGAAGAAUUUGGAUCUGAAAUGUAUCAAACUGGAGCAAAUGAAUUAUUUGCUCAAGAAUAUAGUGCUGAUCCUUGGUGGAAAUCAAAUUUUUUUAUUUCUCAGCCUGUAUUAUUUGGAACAUGGGAUGGAGUUUUUACAUCUUGUUUAAUUAACAUUUUUGGAGUUAUUGUCUUUUUGAGAUCAGGAUGGAUAGUAGGUCAAGCUGGUUCUUUUAAUGCUGUAUUAAUAAUUUUAUGUACAGUGUGCAUUGCAUUGGUAACAGUAUUAUCUGCUGUGGGAAUAUGUGAAAGAUGCCGUGUAGAAAGUGGUGGAGUUUAUUUUUUAUUAUCACAUGUGUUAGGAUCAAGAUUUGGUGGAUCUAUUGGAUUACUAUAUUGUUUUGGACAGGCGGUGGGUUGUGCUCUAAAUGUUUUAGGAUUUGGAGAAUCUAUGGCUGGUCUUGUGGGUUUAGAGUCUGCAUGGGCAGAGCGAGGUUUUGCUUGUACUGCUGUUAUUUUAUUGUCUAUUAUUAAUAUUGCUGGUGUCAAAUGGGUCAUAAAACUUCAAUUUAUUUUAUUAUUAAUUUUAUUGCUUGCUGGUGUAGAUUUUAUGGUUGGAAGUUUUACUCACAUAAAUGUUGAAGCUGGUUUUGAAGGUUGGUUAUCAGGAAAUUUAAAAAAUAAUACUUUUACCAACUAUCAGGAUGGAUAUAGUUGGUUUACAGUUUUUGGCGUAUUUUUUCCUACAGUAACUGGUGUUUUAGCUGGUAUUAAUAUGAGUGGAGAUUUAAAACAUCCAUCUACUGAUAUUCCUAAUGGCACAUUAGCAGCUGUCGGAACUGGAACAUUUUUAUAUUUAUGUUUUUCAAUAUUUCUCGCGGCAACUUGUACUCGAAAGGCACUACUUACGAAUUUUAUGAUUGCAUCAACAGUAUCAGCAAUUUCAGUAUUGCUAUUAGCAGGUCUUUAUGUUUCAUCAUUUAGCAGCUGUUUGGGUGCAAUGUAUGGUACACCUCGAGUUCUUCAAUCUAUUGCUAGUCAAAAUGUUUUACCAGGAAUUAGUUGUUUGCAAAGAGGAAAAGGACCAAAUAAGGUACCUGUAUAUGCAAUGUUAGUUGUUGCUGUUGUUACAUUGACUUUUAUUAUUACCGGUCAAAUUAAUACACUUGCACCAAUUGUUACUAUGCCUUUUCUUCUAACUUACGCAUGCUUGGAUUAUGCAUAUUUUGCUCUUGCACAAACAUUUGAUAUACAAUUAUCUAGAGAACAAAGAUUUCGAACACAAUCUCCAACAUUUGAUCGUGAUUAUGGUUCUGCAAGUAGAAAUAAUUCGAUAACGGAUACAGAUAACGAUUUAGAUAAUUUAUUUCCCGAACGAAUAAGGCAUAAAAAUCUAAUCAGAAAUCCUAGUCUUUCUGAAAAUAAUGUUUAUAUAGAUUCUUCACCAAGUGUCGAUGAAAAUGGUAGUGGAACCGAUACUGCAGAACGAAAAAUUCAUAUCCAUAAUAAAUUAGGAAAUUGGUAUAGUCCUUUAUGUAAUAGAUGGUUUUCAUUAUUAGGUUGUCUUAUAAAAUUACUUAUUAUGUUUCUUGUUCAUUGGAGCUAUGCUAUUGCUAAUAUUGUUGUUGUUUUUCUCGUUUGGAGUUACAUUGGCCAUGCUAAUCCUGCAGUUAAACCAGGUGUUUCAUCUGAAUUUAAAUUGUUUAAAUGGUUGAAAAUGUUGUUGUUAAGGAUUAUGGGAAGAAAAGUUUAUGAUUACGAACAAAUUGUCGUUACACCUGUGCAUCCUGGUGUUGAAACUUGUUCAGCUCAAUUAAAUGAAGAAAAUGAAGAUUUUGCUGGAAGGAGAAGAUAUCAUCAAACAGCUACUGUGACGGGACAAUGUGUCAGUAUUGAUUGAAUAUUGCUUUUGCAGAAUAAUUAGGCAAAAUUUCGAAUGGAAAUCAGAUAUAAAUUAUUUGAACAGAAGGAAUUGUAUAGGAAUCAUAUUAUGAAAUAUCAUAUUUUAAAAUAGAAUGAAAUAAGAAGGAGAACAUUGUAAUUUGCAAUAUUAUUGACCGCACAAAACUAGUCUAGUUAAGAACAUUUCAUAUCUUAGGUAAAAGAAAUUUUUUAUAAAAUACCAUCACAACCUGAUAGCCUUAACAAUAAUAGUAAUUAAAUAAAAAGAAAAAAAAGUAUGUUAUGUCAAGAGAAUAAUAAAUGAACAAAGUCACAUGACUUUUGGUACUAGUUUAUUAAAUUAUAUUAGACAAUUGAAAUGCCAUACUGCCAGAAGCAUUUCUAAAAUGGAGGGUCCAUAUAUUCAGUGAAUUAUUUUAACAAAUAUUUCUUAUGAUGUGAGAUUAUUUAUUCUUUAUAGACUUUAUAAUUUGUAGUUAAACAUAUUCUAUAUAUUAUUGAAGAUAUCGAAAGAUAAUGUUGAUAUCAAACUAUUUAUAAUAUAUAAUCUGUAAAUAUGUAGUAAUGACAUAUUUAUAUGCUAUUUAACAUUUUUAUAAAUAUCGUCAAAGAUGAAUAUAUUAACAAAUAUAUAUAUAUAUAAAACAGCUAAAA